Molecule: messenger RNA, 2241 nt
Organism: Physcomitrium patens
Lineage: Eukaryota; Viridiplantae; Streptophyta; Bryopsida; Funariales; Funariaceae
Source: RefSeq, a predicted model, not a curated record
AUGCGACUGGAGGAGGAUUGUGACCUAAAUGGUGAGCAAGUUGCUACACUUCCUGCUUUGUGGGCUAUUGUUGCGUCUUCGAAUUCUCAUGGGAUUUGCAGCUUUUCGUUUUUCAUUUCUCCGUUUGUGUUUGUAGUAAUUCGACAAGAGGGUAACAGGCAUUCAGCGCCGCCAGAAUCUGCAGCCUCAGGAGUUCCUGCAGCGCCAGAUGGGUCAGGUGCUGAAGCGCCAUCACCAUCUUCGUCGUGGCGAUUAAUUUGGCGUUUCGGAAAUCCGUUUCAUGUCCUGGUUAGCAGCAAAAAAAUCGCUGAAUGGUUUGGGGUAAAAUGCGAGGACUGCCCGGAGGAUACCGUCUGGGGAUGUUACGUGACGAAGAGUUGCUGGAAAGUUGUUAUGGUGAACAUCGGAUUCGUUUUCGUUUUGGUUGGAUUGCUUCUUUGCCUUUUCUUCCUGGGGCAAAUCGACGAUGUGUUGAGUUAUCAGAGGCGGCUGGCCGAGUAUGAGAGUAAUUAUCCGACUCUUGCAAAACUGCUUAUUAGUCCUUUGAAAUCGUUUCAUAAGGGUUACGUGAAAGCUUGGGAAAGAGGAUACAAAUCGCUGGAAAAAAGGCACGGCAAAAAACUGUGGUUCGCUGUUCUGGUUAUGCUUCCAUGUAAACUUUUGAAAGUAAUGUGGAGAAUAGGUCAGAAAUGUCUGCAACCCACUUGCGGCUUCUGCUGGUCUUUUACGUCCACUUGCAAGCAUUGUAUCAAGGCUACAGGACUUUUCCAAAGUAUGUUCAAGAAAGGUGGCUGCAUGGCCGAUCCCGAAGGUGAUGCCAGAAGGGCCAAGGAAACGAAGAAGCAAGCCAAGUUAGAUGCAAAGAAAGCUAAAAAACAGGUUAUGUUGGAAGCAAUUCAAGAUAAAAAGCUCGCAGAGGAAGCUGCAAAUCACGACAAGACUGGUGCGAAGGAAGCGAAAGAGGAACGAAACGAUGAGGAGGGAGAAGAAAGCUAUGGCGACGCUGAGAAAGGCAAGAAAGCGGACAAAGGCAAGAAAGAGGACAAAUCUGAGGCUUUUGCAACACCUGCAGCAUCCCCUUCGCCUUCAGCUUCGUCAGCACCCCCUUCACCUCCUUCGCCAGCAACUCCUCCAUGGCCAGUACCUCCUCCAGGAAUGUCUCCUGGAGCGAUGGCUCCCGUUGCAGUGCCACCCCAACCGCUGGCAUAUGGAGCUCAAACACAAUAUGGUGCACAGUAUGGCACACAAUUUGCUGCAUAUGAAGCCUUUCCAGGACAAGCUGGAUAUGAAGCCUACAACAAUCCCAUGUAUGGCGCAGAGCAGUAUGGACAAGGCUCAUAUGGUGUACCAGCAGCAGCUCCAGGUCAUGAGGCGAGAGCUCUUGCUGCUAUGAGCUAUGGGGGAGCAUAUCCAUAUUCUCAACAACAACAGGGUGCAGCUCCGGCCCCUUACGCUCAGCAGUACAUGCCACAGUAUGGGCAAUAUAACUAACUGAUCUUCGAACUUCGAAUUCACCACACGGUUCCAGUUUUUCGGCGGAUCGCAUCAACGAUUGAUCAGCCACCUUUUGUGUUUUUGACAUGGUGCGGAACUCGUGUCGUUGUGGAUUUGUGUCUGUAGGAUAGAUAGCUCUCUGAUCAAAACACAUAAAAUCUAGUAUUGCCUUUGCAUUGUCUGUGUAUGGUGUAGUCUUUACAGAUUGAUCAACCAGAUCGAAGGGAGUGCAUCAACUGCUUCGAGGAAAGCAACGUUCAUUCAGGAAGUCGGUGAUGCUUUGUCUUGAGCUUAACAGGUAAGUUCACAACGGUGGACAGAUGAUGUGUAUUGUUUUCAACUUGCGUUGGGCUUGAAUAUUUGCAUGUCUGCAGAGGUUUUCAGUCUCAGAGAUCCAGAAGUUCUGAGCUCGUAUAAGUAGAUGAAAAUUGGAUAAAACAUAUUUCUGCAGUGGGCUGGUUUUGUAGUGUUGGCAUCGUAGAAAUGGAAGAUGAUGGAAUAUAUCUUGUAAGAACUCAAUUUCCUGCUGGUUACUUGUGAGCAGAGUUGAGGACCAGAGAAUGUAGUGCUCGGCCUUGAUUGAUUAGAUUGGAUCAUUUUCAUUAAGCGCUAUGGGUGGAUACGUUAAUGUCAUGAAUAUAACAUAGUUAUGAAAUAUACUUGCUACCUAGCAUUGCAGUAGGAAGAAGAACAUGUUUUUUAUUGUUUAUGUUUCACUUCUAAUUUUGUUCUACAUUGAUGUUUUAA